Molecule: messenger RNA, 1102 nt
Organism: Hemicordylus capensis (graceful crag lizard)
Lineage: Eukaryota; Metazoa; Chordata; Lepidosauria; Squamata; Cordylidae
Product: olfactory receptor 10A7-like
Exons: 3
Coding region: 92-1102 (336 amino acids)
Biological process (GO): G protein-coupled receptor signaling pathway
Cellular component (GO): membrane
Molecular function (GO): G protein-coupled receptor activity; olfactory receptor activity
Source: RefSeq, a predicted model, not a curated record
UAACAGGCAAAUCAGCACACCCAAACCUAAUGAUAAGGUUUGCAAGAAGAAUCUGAAGGAGCUACUUGUGGUGAAGACAAGGGGGGAAAGGAUGGAAAACCUGCUAAGGAAGAAUAGCUCCAAAGUGACUUAUUUUGUCUUUUUGGGAUUCUCCAGUAGAUUUGAACUGCAAGUGUUGCUAUUUUGUGCCUUGCUGCUAGUUUAUCUCUUAACCGUGACUGGGAAUUCUAUCAUCAUUGCUGUCACAGUGGCAAACACCUCUCUUCAUACCCCUAUGUAUUUCUUUCUCCGGAUCCUGUCCAUCCUGGACAUCUGCUUCUCUUCAGUCGCCACCCCUGAGAUGCUGCUGAAUUUACUCAGUGAGGAGAGAAGAAUUUCCUACAUUGGAUGUGCUGCCCAGAUGUACUUCUUGAUUUUUCUAGGAGGUGCAGAGUGUAUGCUCUUAGCAGUCAUGGCAUAUGAUCGCUACCUAGCCAUAUGCAACCCACUCAGAUAUAUGUUUCUCAUGAAUCAGAGAGUGUGCCUAUUGCUCUCUUUGCUUUCUGUGGUUGGUGGAAAUCUAGUUUCUUUAGUGCAAACAAUGUGGGUGUUCACGUUGCCAUUCUGUGGUUCCAACAAGAUUGAUUAUUUCUUCUGUGAUAUCCCUCCACUGCUUAAGCUUUCUUGUACUGAUACUUCCAUAUAUGAGGUGCAGUUGUUGACAGCCACCAUUCUUGUUAUAUUCACCCCAUUUGUUCUCAUCCUUGUUUCCUAUAUCCUCAUUAUUUCUUCCAUUCUCAAGAUGACUUCAAAUGAGCACAAAUGGAAAACCUUUUCGACCUGCUCCUCACACCUCCUUGUGGUGAUAUUGUACUAUGGGACCAGCAGCUUGAUUUACAUAAAGCCACAAUACAUCUUCUCAGAAGACUCGGCCAAAAUGCUUGCGCUGACAUAUACAGCAUUCACACCCAUGUUGAACCCUGUAAUCUACAGUAUAAGGAACAAAGAGGUGCAAGGAGCCCUAAAGAAAAAGUUGGGUGAAUGGAAACCCCCAGUUUUCAGCACUGAUGGAAUUUAUGUCAUUUUAAUUAUGUCUCUUAGGACAGUUAAUUGUGUACUGUGA